AUGAAUAGCUUGGCCGAUGCUGCGGCUCAAGCUUCUGCUGCCGCUGCGGCUGCAGCUUCAGCGACCGCUUCGUCUUCGGAACAGACUGUAGCUGCGCCUUCUCUGCUCACCACUUCCGCUACAGCAUCAACCGACACUCCCUCGCGUCCAGAAAGGAGCUCGAACCUUCCCGACCGUCCUCUUUCUUCCUCCUAUCCCGCCGACGAUCGGCCAAAUACAUCGAAUCGCGCACACGCUCACAUCGAUGCAUCGGCCUCGCCCGUCUCCUCGCCAGACUCUGCCUCCGACAUGAACAGGAAUUGUGCCGACACCCCCGUCCGUCGUGCACUGCUCGACACCGAAAAGCCCGAGAAGCGCGGAUCCAAUCUCGCUUGUCUCAAGUGUCGUGCCAUCAAAGUAAAGUGCUCGCGCGCAAAUGCAGACGACGAGCGCUGCAAGCGUUGCAAUCGUCUCGACCUCGUCUGCGAAUUCAAGGAGCAUCAUCGCGGCCGAAAACCCAAAAAGAGACCCAGAAGCGAAGCAGACAGUACGGGCGCCGACGAAGAAGAUCAGCUUGAGGACGACGAAGCCGAAGCUUCUUUCUCUUUCAAGGCCGACGCCACUUCGCCAGUUCAUGGCAAGCCUGCGGAGCUUUCGCGAUCGCCUCUUCCUUCCAACUCGGCGAGCUCGCUUCAGCAUCAUCAUCACCAUCAUCAUGCAUCGUCCUCCUACAAAAAGCCCGAAUCCGGUCGCUUUGAUGCCAAAGAGCCACCGCCGAAGCUUCCCAGUCCAAAGGGCUCGAUACAUGGAAGAUGGUUUGGCCCGUAUCUCCAACCCAUUCCGUCAUUUGAGGAUUCGCUGUUUCCACGCAAGCAGCAUUCGCACUCUGCUUCACAGCAUCACUCGCAGCAGUAUCGCGGACCAUCUUCAAAAGGUCAGCAGCAACACCAGCACAAUCAUUCGUAUCACCACGAUCGCAGCCGUGAACUUCCGCCGCUUUCGAUACCGUCUUCUUUGUCUUCCAACCGCAACGGCGUCAGUCCCAACGACUCGGGCGCUUGGGAUCGCACUUCGGCCUGGACUGCUACCAAGAAUAGCAGUAGUAGCACCCACCGCAUGCAACAAAGCACAUCUGCACCCACCGCCAUUGCCAACGACGUGCGCGAGGAUGUUGUGUGUCAGCACAUCAUCACCAAGGAACAAGCUCACGAACUUUUCGACUACUUUUUCGCAGAGCUCAAUCCGCCGCUAGCUCUGUUGGAUACCUCUCUGCAUACCAUGGACUACUGUCGACAAAACACGCCCAUCCUCUUUUCCGCCAUCAUCUCCGUCGCCUCUCGAUUCUUCUCCCCACAAUACCAUCGACAGUGCCACCGCGUAGCCAAGUCGAUUCUCAACCUUGCGGCAGCAGAAGAGAUCUGCACAAUUGACCACAUCCAGGCGCUCAUCCUUGUCAUCACGUGGAAGGACCCGGGAGACCGCACCAUUCUACGCAAGGCUGUUCGUGCGAUCGGCUACGCAUACGAGCUCGGUCUGCACGCCGCUUUCGGCAAUAUCGACGCGGUAGAGCCUCUUGCCUCGUCCAGCAGGACAAGCGACGCCAACCGCGACAGAUCGGACAGCUACUCGCAGCGCUACCGCAAACGUCGGGAGCGCGAUCGUCAGCGCACGUGGAUCGUGCUGUGUCUCAUCCACGAACUUGUCCGUCGUGAUGACCGCAAUCCGAAACCACGAGCGCGCGUGAUCCCCGUCGAAGACUACCCCGAUCCCUACGCCUGGAUCAAGCAGGGAGGCGACGUGCUGCUCUCUGUCGACUCUCGACUCGGGUGGUCGCUGGGUAUGUCGAUCUUGGUGUCGGAGAACGAGCCGUUUCUCGAGAUCAUCAAUCGGUCCGAGGACGCCACCUCCUUCGCAGGCUUCUUCGAACGCUUGCGAGGACGUCUCGACAUCUUGCGGCAACAGUACUUCGAUGUCAGGGAGGGCGUGUAUCACCCACGUUUUCCGAUGGACAAGUCGGCCGUGGUUGAGCUGCCUUAUCUCGAUGCAUUCCGCGACUACUACAUUUGCCAAUCAACGUGGCACUGGGCGGCCAAAGUCGCAUCACAGCGUCGGACCCGGCGAAGCGAGUUGGCCGAGCAGCAGGAUAGCGCCCGAUCGGCGUUCUGGUUCUCACAAACCGUCGACUCGGCGAUGAGGUGCCUGCGUAUCUUUGCUCAGGAUCUGUGCAAGGAUGGGCACGUACGCGUGGGGCACGACUAUCUCGUCAUCACGGCCAGCGAGAUCACCAAGUGGUUCUACCUCUAUCGAGAGCACCUCGAUGCGUCUACACUGACUGCAGGUGUCGAGCAUCUGCGUGCUGCGUUGCGAGAGUGUUCUCAACCGCAAAGGCUGGCCACGGGCGAAGUGGUCGACACGGAGAGAGAGGCGCCCGGUUACUUUGUUAGGUUCCUGGAAGCCAUUUUCGAUGCUGGUCUCAACGAGAGCGUCGAAACGGCCAAGAAGAAGCUGGCGGCCAACGUGGAAAGGUUCAGGGACAAGAAGCGGUCGUGGGAACGUGCGGCGAGGGAGCACACAGUAGAGGAGCAAUCGGAAGCGAGGCGAGAGGGUAGAGACGGUCACGACGGCAGUGCCAGCGCCAACAGUCGCAACACUCAAAGCAACAGCAACACGACCGGAGGUACAGGAUCACGUCGACUACCGUGGGCCGGAGCUCACUCGUCAUAUCAACAGCAGCAGCAGCCGCAGCCGCAGCCGUCUGGUGGGUCAGCAGCUCUAUCCGAUCGACCAAACGCAUACGCGAUGCCGGCAGGCAACAGUCCGACAUUCAGAGACACGGCAUCUGCCGCAGCAAGAUAUUCAGCAGCGCCUUCUCUGCCUCGUGGUCGUUCGGAGGUGGGACUUGACCGAUCGUCGGCGCCUUCUGUCUCAAGCGGAUCGACUUCGUUCGAGCGCGGCGGGACUGUGGAAAAGAUGCCACCUUCGCCGAGCAUGUUCAACGGGCUUGCAGAGGUGAACAGCAUGUCGACUGGUGCAGGGUCGUUGAACUCGACCAAUCCGAUCGCGCCUCAUCCCGCUUACCUCGCCUCGGCCGGAAGUGCUGCUGGCAACACAGGCCAAGCUUUGCAGACGGGUUUUGGCUCGAGACCCUGGUCGUCAUUGACUCCCAUCACGCCUUCUUGGAGCAACAAUGGGGGUGCUGGUAGUGCCAGCAUGUUGCCGGCCAACAACAACAACAACAACAACCCCGUUGGUGGUCUACCUGCUGCCUCGAAUCCGGAUUAUAAUCUGACUUUCGGUGGCGCUGAGAUGAUGACGCCAAGCGCUGUUGAGGAGUCGAUGGGUACAACGGCUGGUGCAUCUGUUGGUGGUGCGAACGUAGUUCCACUGGCGGGCGACAUGGGCAAGAACUCGAUCGAGGGUCUAGCAGCAUGUCUCAACGCGCGUGAUUUGACCUACUGGCAGGACAUUUUGGGAUUCGAUCUGCCUGGUACUGCCGAAUAG
Messenger RNA from Pseudozyma hubeiensis SY62, 3480 nucleotides. RefSeq lists its product as hypothetical. Gene Ontology annotation, cellular component: nucleus. The transcript has a single exon. NCBI's taxonomy places the organism in Eukaryota, Fungi, Basidiomycota, Ustilaginomycetes, Ustilaginales, Ustilaginaceae. Gene Ontology annotation, molecular function: zinc ion binding; transcription cis-regulatory region binding; DNA-binding transcription factor activity, RNA polymerase II-specific. Bases 1 to 3480 code for a protein of 1159 amino acids. The record is from RefSeq and is a predicted model, not a curated record. Gene Ontology annotation, biological process: regulation of DNA-templated transcription.